Dentiscutata erythropus is the source of this 165-nucleotide messenger RNA. Lineage: Eukaryota; Fungi; Glomeromycota; Glomeromycetes; Diversisporales; Gigasporaceae. The record is from the annotation of a GenBank genome assembly.
CAAAGAAAUACUAUACUGGAUAACUCUAAUAACACUGGAAUAGGUGACUCUAAUGACGAGACCUCAAAAGAACUGAAAAAACUACAUGACAACAAUAAAGAAACACCAACUGAACGACUUCAACAACAAAGCACCAGAAUGAAUGACUCCAAUGAUGAGCUCUGA